This is a messenger RNA of Anopheles bellator, 1910 nucleotides long. RefSeq names its product DEAD-box helicase Dbp80 (gene Dbp80). Bases 124 to 1653 code for a protein of 509 amino acids. Gene Ontology annotation, biological process: poly(A)+ mRNA export from nucleus. Gene Ontology annotation, cellular component: cytoplasmic stress granule; nucleus. The transcript is spliced from 6 exons. Gene Ontology annotation, molecular function: RNA helicase activity; RNA binding; ATP binding. The record is from RefSeq and is a predicted model, not a curated record. NCBI's taxonomy places the organism in Eukaryota, Metazoa, Arthropoda, Insecta, Diptera, Culicidae.
UACGCGUUUUCUUCACACCGCCCCGCCAAUUGCAAAGCACAGUUCCUCGUGCGUUGCUUGGCUCAGAGUUGUGCUUUGUUUGCUACGAAAUUAUUUAGGCUUACUGACGGACAAAUCUUCAUCAUGGCUGAAUCGACUCUAGAGAGCAGUGCUACCGCUGCUACUGCAGCAGCUGCGGCCGAGAAUUGGGUGAAAAAGGCGGCGGAUCAGGAUAUAUCAACGUUGGUUGAUGAUUUGAAGCUAGAUAAGGACACAGCAAACGGUAACGGGACUGCGACGCAAGUGAAUCCUGAGGCUGCAGCAGAAAAUGGAGCAUCGGUGUCGGGAGGAGCGCCUGGUGCUGGAACCGGAAGCAGCGAUGAGAUUGAAACCGUGAAUCCUGCCGAUGCCAGUUUGUUGAUGAAGAUUAUUCGGAAGGGCCUGGUAGAGUCCAAGUAUGAUCUGGAAGUACAGCGUAAAGAUCCGUCAUCUCCGUUACAUUCCGUCAAGUCUUUCGAAGCUCUGCAUCUGAAGCCCGAGCUGCUACGGGGCGUUUACGAGAUGGGCUUCAAUGCACCAUCAAAGAUUCAGGAAACGGCUCUACCGACUUUGUUAGCCGACCCACCCCAGAACAUGAUUGCACAGAGCCAGUCUGGGACGGGUAAGACGGCCGCCUUCGUGCUAGCGAUGAUCAGUCGCGUUGAUCCGCGUAAGAACUACCCGCAGGUAAUUUGUCUCUCGCCAACCUAUGAACUGGCCAUUCAGACGGGCGAGGUGGCAGCAAAAAUGUCCAAGUUUUACCGCGACAUCCGGCUGCGCUUUGCCGUGCGCGGCGAAGAUUUGGCCAGAGGCGAAAAGCUUACCGACCACAUCAUUAUCGGCACACCCGGCAAGCUGAUGGACUGGGGCAUCAAAUUCCGGGCGUUCGAUCUGCGCAAGAUAUCCGUCUUUGUGUUGGACGAGGCAGAUGUUAUGAUUGCGACGCAAGGGCACCAGGAUCAGUGCAUCCGCAUUCACAAGCAGCUUCCUUCCAGCUGCCAGAUGAUGUUCUUUUCGGCAACGUAUGAAAAGGAGGUAAUGGAGUUUGCGGAAUACAUCGUGCCGAAUCCGAUCAUCAUCCGCUUGGCACGAGAACAGGAAUCGCUUGAUAACAUUAAGCAAUACUACGUAAGGUGUAAAGAUCAGAAUGAAAAGUAUCAAGCCAUUUCCAACAUCUAUGGUGUGAUAACGGUUGGCCAAGCCAUCAUCUUCUGUCAUACCCGCAAAACCGCCGGGUGGCUGGCAGGGCAAAUGUCCAGGGAUGGUCAUUCCGUGGCUGUGCUGUCCGGCGAACUUACCGUGGAACAGCGACUGGCCGUACUGGAUCGAUUCCGUGCGGGGCUAGAAAAAGUGCUCAUCACAACGAAUGUCCUGUCCCGGGGUAUUGACGUGGCUCAGGUUACGAUUGUAGUUAAUUUUGAUUUGCCGAUGGAUCAACUCGGGCGAGCCGACUGUGAAACGUAUCUGCACCGUAUUGGUCGAACUGGUCGCUUUGGUAAACAUGGAAUCGCUAUCAAUCUUGUCGAAGGCGACCAUAACAUGAAAAUUUGCAAAACGAUUGAACAACACUUUCAGAAAAAAAUUCAUCUAUUAGAUGCCGAAAACUCGGACGAAAUCGAAAAAAUUGGGUCCUAGACCACCGGGCUUCUCGGUAGCCUGACAUUUAUAUUUACCUUGAUUUACUUCAACAUCUUUCUCUUACGACAAAAUAAUACCGAUUCAGAAAUGGGACUGCUUGCUAUCAUGCGAAAAAAAAACAUGAAACGCGCUGCUAGAAUAUAGGUAAACCAUUUGAACAACAAUAAAAUAUAUCAUAACAAUUACGAAAGGCACCGAACGAGGCAGGAACUAUGAUAGGACUACCAUGGACUCUGAUAUUGAAUAAAAUGAAA